AAAUGUUUUUAGAUGGUUUUAGUCUUGAAGUUCUAGUAAACUCUUCAACGCUCCAAGAAUAUCGCGAGCCAGUUUAUAAUUAUAAAUCUUCUACAGGUUCCUCAUAUGUGCAUCUAUCGAAGAAGUUCGAAAGAAUAAACAAUAGCCCUGAUAAUAUUUAUGUUGCUGUGCCUGAAAUAGGAUCUCGCUUUUCGUUGAGAUUCGGGGCAACCAUCGCAACACUUGCAAACCCGAUUGUCGUCGAGAUCUUUGUGGACGGAAAUCACGAUUUCACCUAUGACUGUUUAGUUGCUCCAGCUCAAGCAGAAAGGGAUGGAUUUUGGAAUGCAACUCGUGACAAAAAAGCUUACUUCAAAUUCUCGAAAACUCUGUGGACCAAUGACGAAAUUGAUAAAAUCAACAGCAGCAACUCAAUUGACAACAACUAUACAAAUAAUCUUCCGAGAAAAGGUGGGAUUGGUGCGAUCACAUUGUUCUUCUAUCUUGCUAGACGUACCCGAAUCAAGAACGAAGCCCCUUUCAAAUUCACUUUGGAAAAAGUCGCCAUAACCGAGUCCAAAGAAAAUAAAGGAAUCGAAUUUUCCACCGAAUUUGAAGAGAGAUCAGAAUCACCACCUCCAGAUAUCAAAGAUGGAAAGUGUACAAUGAAACCUGUGGAUAAUAGUCCCAUUGCUGUUCUGAAUAUUCAUUAUCGUCCGAUGAACUGGCUAAUUGCUCGUGGAAUAAUUGAGCCUGGAAUUUAUCCUAAUAUUUUUACUGACAAUGUCGAUUUUAAAGAUUUUCGACCAUUACCAUCAAUAAAGAAAGAUGAUACUGUGAAUGACGUAAAACUAGAGGAUGACGUUGUAUUUGUCACGAAUUCAAAUAAUUUGACAGUUCCGAAUAAGAAGGUAAAACAAAAAUAUCAGGAAACUAUCGUCAUAUUGGACUCGGACGAUGAAUAA
Molecule: messenger RNA, 944 nt
Organism: Ambispora leptoticha
Lineage: Eukaryota; Fungi; Glomeromycota; Glomeromycetes; Archaeosporales; Ambisporaceae
Source: the annotation of a GenBank genome assembly